Molecule: messenger RNA, 1695 nt
Organism: Lolium perenne
Lineage: Eukaryota; Viridiplantae; Streptophyta; Magnoliopsida; Poales; Poaceae
Product: probable mannose-1-phosphate guanylyltransferase 1
Biological process (GO): GDP-mannose biosynthetic process
Molecular function (GO): mannose-1-phosphate guanylyltransferase (GTP) activity; GTP binding
Source: RefSeq, a predicted model, not a curated record
GAUUCAUUAGGGUGGAAGCCAGUGUUAGAUUAGUUUGGAGUACUUUAAUCGCAGGCAGCAGCCGGAGGUAGGAGGCAGACUGGCAGAGACAGAGAGGAGGGGGGAGGAAGGCAGCAGUAUAAAACCAUGGCCGCGUCGUUGGCAGCGAUCCUGCGACUCGGCCGACGCUUUUCCCCCCUCUGACUUCUCCUCCUUCCCCAAUUCUCCUCCUCGGCGCCAGCCAUUGACGGGGCUCGGCUCGGGAGGAUCCGAGGAUUCAGGCGCGUCGUCGAGUCUUGCAGCACCGCCGGCCGGCUGCCUUCGCGUCGUCAAGGUACGGUUGAGUUAGGAGCACUGCGACCAUGAAGGCCCUCAUUCUCGUCGGAGGCUUCGGCACUCGCCUGCGGCCGCUGACGCUCAGCGUGCCCAAGCCACUCGUCGAUUUCGCCAACAAACCCAUGAUCUUGCAUCAGAUUGAGGCUCUGAAAGAUGUGGGAGUUACAGAAGUUAUCCUGGCCAUCAAUUACCAACCUGAGGUCAUGCUCAACUUUCUCAAGGACUUCGAGAGCAAGCUUGGCAUCAAGAUCACCUGCUCCCAGGAGACAGAGCCAAUGGGCACCGCUGGACCUCUGGCCCUGGCCCGGGACAAGCUCGACGAUGGGUCCGGUGAGCCUUUCUUUGUCCUCAACAGCGACGUGAUCAGUGAGUACCCGUUCGCAGAGCUCAUCGAGUUCCACAAGUCCCAUGGGGGUGAGGCCACCAUCAUGGUCACUAAGGUGGACGAGCCCUCCAAGUACGGUGUGGUGGUCACGGAGGAGGGAACCGGUAAGGUGGAGCGGUUCGUGGAGAAGCCCAAGGUGUUUGUUGGCAACAAGAUCAACGCCGGCAUCUACCUACUGAGCCCGUCUGUCCUGAACCGCAUCGAGCUGAAGCCGACCUCCAUCGAGAAGGAGGUGUUCCCACACAUCGCGGCCGACAAGGCGCUGUACGCCAUGGUGCUGCCUGGGUUCUGGAUGGACAUCGGGCAGCCGAGGGACUACAUCACAGGGCUAAGGCUGUACCUGGACUCCCUGAGGAAGAAGGCGCCAGCGAAGCUCGCCUCCGGCACGCACAUCCUGGGCAACGUGCUGGUCCACGAGACGGCCACGAUCGGCGAGGGCUGCCUGAUCGGGCCAGACGUGGCCAUCGGCCCCGGCUGCGUGGUGGAGUCUGGGGUGAGGCUGUCCAGGUGCACGGUGAUGAGGGGCGCCCGUGUGAAGAAGCACGCCUGCAUCUCCGGCAGCAUAGUUGGGUGGCACUCCACCGUCGGCAAGUGGGCACGCGUGGAGAACAUGACCAUCCUCGGCGAGGACGUGCACGUCUGCGACGAGGUCUACAGCAACGGAGGCGUCGUUCUCCCGCACAAGGAGAUCAAGACCAGCAUACUCAAGCCCGAGAUCGUCAUGUGAUGUGACGAGCAAGCUGCUGGACCCAUACUACAUGGUGAUCAUGCCAAAGUUCAUGGAAACAGGGGUCAUGUAUUUCUUCAUAUGUUUGUUGUUUUAUUUAUCUUUGAAAGUGUAACCAGUUGUCCAGUUGUCUGUCGGGCUAUAUAUCUAGGUGUAUCACAAGCCUUUUUUUGUUUCUUUUUUGAAGGCAAAAUGUGUCUUAGUUAAGCUUAAGUCUGGGCUUGUAGAUAGGUGUCAGAUGAAUGGGAAUAAAGUAUCAGUUUUGCAA